Messenger RNA from Anthonomus grandis grandis, 2029 nucleotides. RefSeq lists its product as uncharacterized. The coding region runs from base 249 to 764 and encodes 171 amino acids. NCBI's taxonomy places the organism in Eukaryota, Metazoa, Arthropoda, Insecta, Coleoptera, Curculionidae. The record is from RefSeq and is a predicted model, not a curated record. The transcript is spliced from 6 exons.
GUUUUAAUCCUGGGGAUAAAGUCUGGUUAUACAAUCCGCGGAGGACGAAGGGCAAGUCACCAAAGCUCCAGAAGGAUUGGGAAGGUCCAUUCAAUGUGGUCACCAGAAUCAACGACGUGGUGUACCGUAUCCAGCGACAUCCGACAGCGAAGAUGAAAAUUGUAAACAUCGUCCGGCUAGCGCCCUAUCAUGACUCAGGUGGUCCCAUGUUUGAUCGGGACGAUCAAACUUGAGAGGAGAGCAGUAUUAUGAAAAUAUACAAAUCGUGUAGACUCAUAAAAUUAGGAUUUUUAAUCGCAUAUCAAUGGUUAGAAAUGUCUAGUGCAGCGAACGUGACAGUCAACCAAGUUCCGACUCAUCAUGCGCAGUCGCACAAUAAAAGGCCGGUUAUUAUUAUAUAUCCCACAGUAUCUCCAGAGACGGUUGUCAUCCCAAUUGUAUCCUGUAUAUUCGGCUUCCCUCUGCUGGCACUGCUGGUAAUUUGCUGUCUGCGCAGAAGGGCCAAGUUGGCGCGCGAACAAGCGCGCAGAAGAAAUGUGGACUUUGAUCACGGUACUUUCUCUAUUGUCAGAUUCAGCUCUUUACACUAUUUAGGUCGUUCCAAAGCAAUUAGCCUCAGGUCAGAACGAGCGAUGAGUCGAGGAUUCCCGUCAUUAGAGCUGGAUACGGUCAUAGAAGAACGAUCUGAGCCGGAGGUGGAUCAAACCGUUGUAGAGAUGAUGACUCCUGAGGGUGAUAAGAACCCUAUUGAGCAAGAAAGAUAGCAGGAACCUAAGCCUGACGUAUGUUCUGAAAGAUCACCACUGUGGAGUGCAUUAACCCACGCCCAUUCGUUUACUAUAGAAGUGGACGUUAGCUGACAGGCGGACACGGAUCAGUUUCAAGCUGAUCCGGUUAUUCCACAGAUCGUUCCGUUACCGUUUAUUAAAGGACAUUAAAAUAUUAUUCACUUAUGAUUUUUUUAAUUAACAAAUACAUAUAGUUUACAGUAAAUAUCCUUUUUCCACUUUAGUCGAUUACAAUAUAAGGUGAUGGUCCUCCCAAUUCCAAAAUUAAAACGAUCGAUUGUAGACAAAAUAGAUUUGUCAAAAAUUUUAAUCUUUUGCUUAAAUAGAAGAAGAACUUAAGAGUAAAUUAUUUUGAAUUUAUUAGAUUCUGCAUAAGAAUAUAAAAAACGUUGAUUUUGCUUUGACAAAACUUUAGUUGUAAAAUUUAGAAGCCGCCACUUGAGAUACUUUACGUAAAAACGAAAUAACUUUAAUUAAUCAAAUAAAUGAGCUUCGCGGUGUUCACUUUGUAAUUAAAAAAUCUUUUUUCUCGAACGUGUUAAAAUUUAAAAAAAUAUAUCUGUUAAGGAAUAAUUUGAGCAAGGAUAUUUGAGAUAUAAAGGAGUUAAAUAAAUACUCAAAGUCCUUUAUUUCUUCAAUUGUAACCGCUUUGCCAUACUAUCUUAAAAAGUCCGUUCUAAUAUAUUUCCUUAAUUCAUAGCCUAAGCUACCCAAGACUUUUGCCUAGAGAGAAGUUGCCUAUAAGUAGUAAUCAUUGAGGUCAUCUUAGGGCAGUGGCGCAAUUUAAAAAAAAAUGCCUUCCCUAAUUUAAAUUUUAGUGUGUGUGAGCGUUUUUUUAUAUGUAGUUAAAAAUCGGAGAGUGUUAAAUCAAGGGUUGGAAAGAAUUUUUUCUCAAAGUCGAAGAACAAGAUUUAACGCAAACAGUAAAGCAAGCAUCCCUAUACGUUGCUGAUUACUUCUUGGAGAUCUCUUCAAAUUUUUGGAAAAUAUGGAGCUUAAAACACCAAGAAUACGUUUGAUGUCAAAUGAAUAGACGGUAUCUUGAUUAACUAAAAAUGAAUUAAAACUCAAAUAAAUGCUGAAACUGCUGUUCGCCAACCUUCAUAAGUAACACAGGAUAUCUUCGUUGUUCAGGAAAUCGUUGUCGAAAAUUUGUGGUUUCACUUUGUCACAUGCAUCAAUGAUUCAUGUUUGCAGAACUUCCAACGAGUACUGCUUUUUAUGUAUACCGACAAAAAAUC